UGAUGCAAAGUCCAAAGUAGUUUAGUGGCAGUGUUCCUUUGUUCUGCCACAUAGUUUUCUUCUUGUUUGAAGUUUUCGUGCGUAACUGGCAGCAAUAAAAUGGAUGUAUACAGCCUGUGGUGUCAGAUUAUAUUCCGAGAUCACAAAACAGUUUUUACGUAAGUCCCGACAUGUGACUCGGCCAAACCUCCACGUUGGUUUCCUGCAGGUUGUUUGCCAAUGUCAAGAAAAGGAAAAACCCCAACUUCCUGCUCAUGAUUUAAAAAACGGCGUCUCGUCGACGCAUUCAGAUGUGACACGUUUGUGCGGAUUAAAGCCUCUGACACGCAGGACUGCAGACGGGACACAGGAAAAUUGUCUUUUUCUAAACAUAUGGAACAUGGGUGGGCUGGACCGAGGAAGAAGAGUGCUGAUGUUGCUCUCCUUCCCCUGUACACCCCUGGAGUAAAAUCCCCACCAUGACCUGUCUGAACCUCACAGACUCUCACAGACUCUCUUGCAUGGAUAUUCCCCUCAUGUCUCCUAGAUCAAAACAACUCCUGUCUUUGCUGUGACAAAAUGUAUCUUGGAGAAUCUGAUCCAUCCCCAGACCCCCAGCUCCUGGAGCAACAGCUGGACUUCUUCCACAAACUGGGGUACUCCACAGCCCAGGUUAAGGCUGUUCAAAAGAAAUUUGGCCCCAGAAUGGACACAGAUAAGGUUCUUGGGGAGCUGAUGAGGUUCAGCUCCAGUCAGGAGGCCAAGCAGAGGCCUGUGACAACGAUGUCUGUGCUGCUGUCCAGAGGGGACUCUCAGACUGUGGGCCCGACCCUGCUGCAGCCUGUUAUUGAAUCAUCCCCUCAGAGCAGAGGGGAGAGCCGCAAGGAUGUAAAUGCUCUGAGACCCAUUGUUAUAGAUGGCAGCAACGUGGCCAUGAGCCACGGGAACAAGGAAGUUUUCUCGUGUCUGGGAAUCCAGUUGGCUGUGAAUUUCUUCCUGGACAGAGGCCACACUGUUGUCACAGUAUUUGUUCCCUUAUGGAGGAAGGAGCAGCCCCGACCAGAUGUGCCCAUCACAGAUCAGCACAUUCUGCGAGACCUGGAGAGGAGGAAGAUUCUUGUGUUCACGCCGUCACGAUAUGUUGCAGGCAAACGAGUGGUCUGCAAUGAUGACUUCUUUAUUGUCAAACUGGCCUACGAGUCCGAUGGCAUCAUUGUGUCCAACGACAUGUACCGGGACCUUCAGGGAGAGAAGCCGGAGUGGAAGUGCUUCAUUCAGGAGAGGCUGCUCAUGUACUCCUUUGUUAAUAACAAGUUUAUGCUUCCUGAUGAUCCCCUGGGGCGCCAUGGACCGAACCUGGAGAACUUCCUUCAAAUGUUUCCAAAGACUCCGAAAAAACAGCCUUGCCCUUAUGGAAAGAAAUGUACUUAUGGAAUCAAAUGUAAAUUCCAUCAUGCAGACCGAGACAAGCUGUCCGGUCGCUCAGUUGCUGAUGAACUUCGGGAGAACAUCAAGUACCUGUCCAGUCCUGUGCCUGGAGAGAGCCUCUUACUGGUGGAGGAUAUGGCUAAGAAACUGAUCCUGGGACAUGAGAGUGGCUAUGUAAAGAAAGAUCAUAAAAAUGAACAUGUAGCUCAGGUGAAGGUGAGCCACCGCUCCAGCAAGGGAGGUGCAUCUAGAAAGGAGAAGAGCAGCCGACAGUCAUCUUCUGACAGCAGCUCAGUGCGGGAUGGUGGCUCGCCAGAGCAGUUUGACUCUGGCUUAGGCUCCAUAGACAGUCAGCCUAUGGAGGCUCCUUGGAGUUUGUGUGAUCAGCAUUACGGGGCAAAAUACUACACCUGCCAGCAUACCCACAGUGUAAGACAGCAAUACUGCGGUCCUAGAAGUGCCCCAUGCAGCUGCUGCUCACAUGGUCCUCCCUCACAAGGAACCACACCAGCUUUUCAGCACCACAUUCAGCAUCACAGCAUCAGGCCUGUUAGCAGCCAUGCCUCUGAUAUGAUCCCCUACAGCCUUCCUCAUUACCCCAGCUAUGUUGGAUACCCAGUCAUGCCUGCAUACAGCCAACCGACAGACUUCCAGCACAGCAGAGUCCACAGCAGCCACCAGAAGGUGUACUGGUCAGAUCCAUUCGGGGAUCAUCCUCCAGUGGGCCACAGUAUGCAGGGGGAGCGCUCACAGUGGGAGCCUCCUCAGGGGACACAACCAAGUCCCAGCAGGAAAGAGAGGGAGGUUGUCCGGAAGAAGCUCCUGGCUAUCUUCAGUGCCCAAUUGGUGGACACAGCCAUGGACAUGUUUCCUCAGAUGAUGGAUCCUCAGAUGCUUGUGGCCAAGAUCCUCAUGCUGCAGAGUCAGAACCCAUCGCUGAGAUGAGUCCAACCUGAAACAAUGUUUUUCAGUGGAAAGACUGAAAAAUGUGUCUUUUUGUAUUGUGGUAUCCACCUUAAAAUGUAUUUAAAGGUCGGGUUGGCGAUCCUGGAAAAAAUGGGAAGAGGAAGCUUGGUUUUCAAACAAGCCAACUGAAGAAAUCCCACACUUUCAUUCAGCCUUCUCUCCAAAGCCACUCAUCCAAAACACAACAUGCACUGCCUGACUACUACUUACAGGUUUCGGACAAAUAACAAAUGCCCCCCAAACAAAACAAAACCGAUAAUUGCCUGUCCAACAGAAAUAUGCUACCAUGGUGUCACUUUUCCUCCCCUUUUGUUCUCUCAGUUGUUGCCGUUGUUCAAAAGUCACACCAAUGUUAAUUCUGGUGUUACUUCUUGCAGCAUCCAACUUUUUUUUUUAGUUGUAACUUUCUCAAAUAUGGUGUUAUCUGCCCAGAUCUGUGGCCCUGAACUGUUGUGGAGGAGAUAGAUUUUUUUCUUUAUGUUGUCAGCGCAUUUAAUGUAUUCAUUGCCAUCGAGAUAAAAAGAGAAAUUCAAGAAAUGAAACAAAAAAAAAAUGCUUCUGGAAGGAAUCACCAACCCUACCUUUACUACUGUGGAUCUGUCUCUAAACCAGAUCAAAUAAGAGGCAGUAUGCAGUUGAUACAAAUUGUAUCUUAUUUAAAAAUGUAAAAAAGAAAAGUGGAAUUUAAUGCUGUUAAAUGGGAUUAAAAGACGUAACCUGCUACUCUCUCUGUCCACUAUAUUAGAUACAUGAUUAGGUACACUUGUACAAUCUGAUUCGGUCCAGUACAGCUGUUCUGCAGCUUAAAAUGUCCAGUCUUUGUUGACACUAUCAUUGAAGUAUACAAUAAUUUUUGGUUUAGCUGUUAGUGGUUGUGUUGUACUGGGCUGGAUUAAAUUCACUUGUGUUUCCAAAAUUUUGUUGCCCUUGUGUAUGUAAAUAGAAGGAAUAAAAUAAAAUAUACUGUGAUCAGUACAAAACCACCUUUAACUGUGAGUUUAAUAAUAAAAAUAUAAUUCAGUUUACAGAUUUUGGGCCAUGUCAACACAAACCAAACACUGAGAUUCAUAAAGGUAGCUGUUGCAACAGAGCUGUUGUAUUGAACUGUGACUAUACAUGUGUACCUAAUAAAAUGGCCACUGAGUGUAUAGUGUGGCAUGGAUGUGAUGUAAAAAUGUAUUUUUGUGUCAUAUUGGCACUGUUAUGUUCUCACAGCCAGUUAUUUAGGGUUGGGCAAUAAGUAACUCAUAUAAACCCUUUAGUUAAGUGAGGAAAUAAUAAUGUUGUUAUUGUGAUGCACAAUUAAUAAAUUAUCAAAUACAUGUAGUGAAUAAUAAUCUCACAGAUAUAAAAACUAGCUUCAUAGUGUUUUAAAUUCCCAGGGUUGUUACCUAAUGUGUUUUUGCAUUUGUUAUUGUAGCACUUUGUCCAUGUUGCCUGGCCUUACUAUUUAUAGAGUCCAGGGGGGUCGUUUAUCUGCCAUGUAAAUCAUGACAAAUUUGAUGUUGUAACAGUUAUUAAAUUAAAAUAAAUAUUUGUAAUUACAUGCUAUGGUGAGUUAAAACUAUCCAUCCUCCACUUUUGUACAAUACAGUUUGUGUGUGUGGGAGCUGUGUGGUCCUUGACUUGAGUCUGUCUGCACAAGUAAAUACUCUUCAUCUCAGCCACUCAGGUUUGUUGCACAUCUUUACAUCAGCCUUAUUUUAGAAAAGUGCACUUCAUACCAGAAGCUUGUUUUGUCUUUGUGCUCCAACAAUUAUUUUCAUUAUGAAUUACCAGUUGUUUUCCUGAUUAUUGGAUUCAUUGUUUGGUCUUUAAAAUCUCAGUUAAUAGAGGGAAAUCACGGUUUCCUAAAGCCCU
Monopterus albus (swamp eel) is the source of this 4233-nucleotide messenger RNA. RefSeq names its product zinc finger CCCH-type containing 12Ab (gene zc3h12ab). The record is from RefSeq and is a predicted model, not a curated record. Gene Ontology annotation, molecular function: metal ion binding; mRNA binding; RNA endonuclease activity. Lineage: Eukaryota; Metazoa; Chordata; Actinopteri; Synbranchiformes; Synbranchidae. Gene Ontology annotation, cellular component: cytoplasmic ribonucleoprotein granule; nucleus. Gene Ontology annotation, biological process: 3'-UTR-mediated mRNA destabilization. Bases 559 to 2352 code for a protein of 597 amino acids. The transcript has 6 exons.